UUUAAAUGUUGUUUAUUACCAGGAUUAAAUAUGAUUUUAUUAUAAAGCCACUACAAGUCACCGCUGAAGCUUUAACUAAUACAAGUUUAUAAAUGAAGUGAAAUAAAGCUGAAUUGAUUGCCGCAAUAAGUAUUUAUAAGUACAAAUUAUUUGCAAGGAAGCGUGAUUAAAGGGAAUCGAUAUUCCUUAAACAUAACAUUUGCUAGUUUGAUACGUCAAACGCCACAAAAAAGACUAAAAUGCUUUUGCAUCGACUGCACACAGUGAUUUGGUUACUUAGCGGAGUCAUUGGACUUUAUGCAUAUCCAACCAUAAAUUUACCACUUUUAUUCGGCCCUUCUGUACAUGGUGAGAAUACAUACAGAUUCAAAAAGAGUGGCUUAGAGAUUCAUUCCGACACCGAUGUUGUUGAAUUGGAGAAUUUAAAAGGGCAUUAUGACAAUGAAAAUGCAGAAGUUACAGAGCAAAAACCAACAUACCCAGAUCAAACCUUCGAGCCAUACAACGUCGAUAAAACCGUUAAUGCUGAGCCACUAAGUGAGUCGCAAGAAUUGGAGCAUCAAUUAGAACAAAUGCCUGCGAUUACUACGAAACUGGAGAAAAGCACAACAACGGAGUUACCGCUAGUUCCGGUAGUUCCUGAUACUCGAGGUGAGCAGCAAUCACCGGUUGAGGGUAGCGGAAUGCAUCGUCCACCCACCCUACAACAUGACAAUGGCGGCAAAGCUCUAGCAGAGGCUGGCGGCUCCACUUCAGGUCAACAGCAAACUGCAGAAAGUGGUACCGCUAUAACCGCUGGUGGCAAUCCGCCUGCACCGUCUGCCAUUAAGCCUUUUUAUGGUGCCGCACGGUUGGCAUUUGGUCAAAAUCCGGAAGUGCUUCCAACCACCACAACUACAUCUACAAAAAUGACAACGUCCGCCACUUCUACUUCCACUAGUACUACAACAACAACGACAACCACUGAAGCACCCAUCCAAAGCAACAGCGAUGGCAAAAGUACAACUGCUGUUGAAUCAGACACACUUCCGGUCGACGUCGAAACUGUCGGUUUGAAUGGGAAAGAAAUUAUGGGAACGAAUCCGUCCGCUAAGUUAACUGAACAAAUCAAAUCAACAGCCCAACGUCGCUCGGUGACCUUAAUGCCACCACAACAGACUGUCGGAGAUCUUCUCAAGCGUCACAAUGGACAAAUAUCACCACUGGACAUGGCACAGUACGUGUUUUGGACUGGGGAUGAGGCGGGUGUUGCACGCGCCGUUGAAGAGCUUAUCGAUCGAGGAGUGAUUUCGCGCGAAAACGCGUUGGCAUUUCUACGAGAGGUACGUGUUGGCAUUGAGUACCUACAACAAUCUUAUACAAAUCGUAUCUUCCCCGAAGCUGGUUUGAAUAUCAACAUAGACAAGAAAAUGUUCGAUUUUCCGCAAACUAAACCGAUAGCACCAACAACUGUCUUGCCAAUAAAUGAGAAGCCUUUGCUUCCUUAUUUACGACUGGAUCGUCUUUUGCACGCUAGCAAUAAGAAUCCAACGAAAUCGGUGGAAAAUAUAUCAGUUUGGCAUAAAUUGCAAGCGCUAAACAAUGACGGUAAUCAAGACUUAAACGAUUAUGACGAGACCGGCGAAAGAACUAAAAUAUCGCAAUUUCUGUACAAUGAAUACACUUUGGAAGAUAUUUUGUAUAAAUUGGCAAAGAUUAUGUUCGCACAAUCUUUGUCUCAUGGCUCCGAUGAAGCACAGCACGAGCUACAGAAAUUAACCGAGUUUUUGGAGCGUGAAGGAAGUCUUGGUGUUAUACCAAUUGAUUUGCAGAAAAAAGUUUUACACAUUUUAUUCCGCGCACUUUCCGACACUUUGGCCGAACGUCCUGAAUUGUUGUCUGCUGCUAAUGUCAAUCUUGCAAAUCCCUACAAUCGUCUUCCUAUGCGCAUUUUAGAGCCAUAAAAUGGUUGAAGGAACAAGUGAUUCCUGCAUAAUUGCAAAACUUACAUAUUUUAUUUAUUUAUUUUCUUAACAUAAGUGUUAUGAAGACUACCAAAUGUCAAGACAUCUGCUUAGUCGGCACCCAAAUAUAUCUAUAUACAAUUUUCUUGUAUUCGAGCAAAAUGCGAAUUUGUUCAUGAAUUGUGCUUUAAAUUCAAUGAAAAAUAAUUUUUGCCACAAGUCGUAUUUAUUUACUUUUUGCUAGUAGCAUGAAUGAGUUGUAUGUAUUUUGAACACUGCAUAGCAGCAUAACCGAAUUUAUCUAUUUAUUAGAAAAAAAGAUGAUAUUGUAAUAAAUAAAAUGCAUCAUUAUAAAUACAGAUGUGCCAGUAAGGGGAUAACCGCAAGUAAAAAUAAAAAUAUUGUAUUUAAGCACAUCACAGUAUUGUAAAAAUUUAUUGGCCGCGCAUGUAAAAAUGAUAUUUUGUAGUAUUCCUAAAAUUGAUGCUAUGAAUACGUACAUGCAUACUAACACAUACAAAAUUGUAGCGCAUACAUUGAUUUAAAAUCAAUUUAUAACAAAAAUAAUUAUUGCGAAAUUUUAUAGUAAAAAGUAGAAAUGCUAGUACAUAUUUUGUUUACCUCUUGUUUGUUAGUUAAACAUAAUAAUUAUGCAGAAAUACAGCAGAGAACUUCUGAAAUAUAGAACGUGCUCUCCUAGUCCCUUCCUACGCCAAAAUUCAUGACAGGCUCCACGACAGUCUCGUUUACGUUAGCGGAACGACCUGGAUUUAUAUCCGGCCGUGAACUUCAGCAACAUUCUUUAAAAAUUUGUGAGGAAUGUUUGUUUUGCUUUUACAACAAAAAAGGAAUUCACCACACAAAAAAUUAAUUAGUUCCAAUUUUAUUUAUUAUGUAGGUACAUAUGUGUAUAAGUGUGUAUUAUGAAUUGGACAUUACGCUUACAAAUAACAAUACUGAAAGUCGAUAAAGGAAAAAUAUAUAUUCUAUAGAUAUCAAUAAUGCAAAUUGAUGAUUUUAAAUAGAUAAGCUGAGCUGAGUUAUAUAAUUUAAGUAAGUUGAUUAUGUACAACAUUAUUUGAAGUAUUUGUUUUAUUUGAUAAAACAUUACAUAAAUAU
Anastrepha ludens (Mexican fruit fly) is the source of this 3062-nucleotide messenger RNA. RefSeq lists its product as uncharacterized. NCBI's taxonomy places the organism in Eukaryota, Metazoa, Arthropoda, Insecta, Diptera, Tephritidae. The transcript has 11 exons. The record is from RefSeq and is a predicted model, not a curated record. The coding region runs from base 240 to 1943 and encodes 567 amino acids.